Messenger RNA from Hordeum vulgare subsp. vulgare (domesticated barley), 1286 nucleotides. RefSeq lists its product as uncharacterized. The transcript has 2 exons. The coding region runs from base 434 to 814 and encodes 126 amino acids. NCBI's taxonomy places the organism in Eukaryota, Viridiplantae, Streptophyta, Magnoliopsida, Poales, Poaceae. The record is from RefSeq and is a predicted model, not a curated record.
CAUAAAAUUCAAUUCCACUCCACCAAAUCUAUUUUGAAACGGUCUCAUACAGAAGUUGUGUCACGACCCUCACAUGCCGGUCCAACCCAACGGCACCGAGGGACGAGAAGAGCGUCCACGAGGCGUACCCAAGCCGAACACCAAGGUCAGCAGGCCCGAGUGGACCCAAUGAAGCCCAACCGCGUCCCUCUGCUUAAGACCCCGUCAGAGCUGGCUAGGCGGUGGCAUCUGUUCCUUCCCCUCUCGAUUGUAACCGUGAUUGCUACCUAAUUCGUCAGGCAUAGCUACUAAAUCGAGAGAUACACACUGAGUGCCUAACAUCUAAAUUAGAGACAAACCACCACUCCUUCCCUGCGUGCGCUCGCUCGCGCCAUUCGUCGAAACCCGCCGUCUUCAUCAAGCUCGGGCUCAAAUUGAGGCCAUUGAUCCAACUAUGAAGGACUACGUGGAGAAGAUCGGGUCCUUCAUGGAUGAGUUCCGCCUCGAGCUCCGAAACAACACGGCGGCCGUGCGCGCCAACACCGUGAAGCUCAACGACCUGCUCUCAUGCCUGCCCGAUCUGGAGCGUUGGGUGGUGGAUCUCGGUGUUGUGGUGGCCGAUCUGCAACAAAGGGCGCUCGUCUUCGACGGAGGCGCCUGGUGCGGUAGCUGUCGGGGCCACGUGCCCCGAUCCCUCCUUCACAGCGGGCGAUGGCCAUAUCGAUACCGGUCUCACUGCGCAGGAGCUGCCCCACGGGUCUGCGGACCACGGCAAUGCAUCUCUUCACCGGGAGCAGGUGCUGGCCGCGCCGCCGGCAACACUCCCGGGCACUAGGACUGAGGGGCGGACAUUCGAGCGGUGGUCCUGAUCCAGCGCCCACCUGACUUGGACACGGCGUGCUCUCUAGUGCUGUUGCAAGAGGGGGUCAUCAACUCAGGUAGUAGCCACAUCAGCAGCGGGUCAUGCCACACGGCAAUGACGCGCUCCUGCGGACCAGCACACCGCUGCCCUUGCCGCCCCACCACGUCCGCCUCAUGUCUCUUCUUCAACACCGGCAGUGGACCACCGUGGGGUGCAAAGCGCACAUGCGGAUAACUCCAAGGUCAAGGCACUUCGCGAUUACACGCGCGCCCGUGGGCUGUGUUUUAAGUGUGGAGAGCAUUGGGGCCAUGAUCAUGUCUGCCCAACGUGAGUGCAGCUUCACAUCAUGGAAGAACUCCUUGAUUUGUUUGGUCUCGACGAUGGCACCGACUGUGUACAGCUGGAUUCAACUCCCCUACCACAGCAACAGAUGACACAAUCAUGG